GUGCUCCCCCGUGCUCCCCGUGCCCGCAGGGCUCAGGAAAACUAUGCCAUUUUUGGGUCAGGACUGGCGAUCACCUGGUUGGAGGUGGAUUAAAACCGAAGAUGGUUGGAAAAGAUGUGAAUCCUGCAGGCAAGAAGUCGAGAGCGAAAACCAGUGUAGCAACCUCAGUCACAAUCUCCUCUUAAACAGCGAAGAUGAAGAAAUAUUCAAUACCGAAGAGUGCGAAUAUGCUGCCAAAAAAAGGAAAAAAGAUCAUUUCGGAAGUAACACAAGCACCCAGUGUUUCUAUCGAGAAAAAUGGAUAUAUGUCCACAAAGAGAGCACCAGAGAAAGGCAUGGUUAUUGUACCUUGGGAGAAGCCUUCAAUCGCUUAGACUUUUCAAGUGCCAUUCAGGAUAUCCGGCGGUUCAACUACGUGGUGAAACUGCUGCAGCUAAUUGCUAAAUCCCAGUUAACUUCAUUGAGUGGCGCGGCCCAAAAAAACUACUUCCACAUUUUGGAUAAAAUUGUCCGAAAGGUCCUGGAGGACCAUCAAAAUCCUCGUCUCAUCAAGGAUCUUCUCCAAGAUCUGAGCUCUACGCUCUGUAUUCUCAUUAGAGGAGUAGGAAAAUCAGUCUUGGUGGGGAACAUCAAUAUUUGGAUUUGUCGUUUAGAAACCAUUCUUAAUUGGCAGCAACAGCUAAAAAAUCUUCAGAUGAACAAGCAUGUCAACAACGGCCUUACCCUUAGUGAUCUCCCCCUGCACAUGCUAAACAAUAUAUUCUAUCGGUUUUCUGAUGGCUGGGACAUUGUCACUUUGGGUCAAGUUACUCCGACGUUGUAUAUGCUCAGUGAAGACAGGCAGUUGUGGAAGAAGCUUUGUCAAUAUCAUUUUGCUGAUAAACAGUUCUGUAGGCACUUGAUCCUCUCCGAAAAGGGGCACAUCGAAUGGAAGCUGAUGUAUUUUGCUCUUCAGAAAUGCUACCCCAUCAAAGAGCAGUAUGGCGAUACUUUACAUUUCUGCAGACACUGCAGCAUCCUCUUUUGGAAGGACUACCACCUUGCUUUGUUGUUCAAGGACUCUGGACACCCAUGCACGGCCAGCGAUCCAGACAGCUGUUUCACACCGGUGUCUCCUCAGCACUUCAUCGAUCUCUUCCGAUUUUAACCACCCCGGGGACUCCGUUUAGUCGUCUUGGAAAAGAGACUGCGCUGUUUGCUCGUUGGGCAGUAUCUGGAGGCGAAUGUCGGCGGGGAAAGGAAUGUCGUGACGGGAGGGCGAGAACAUUCCUGCAGAAAUGUAUUUGCUGAAAAUAUAGGGGAAAAAAAAAAGACUGGUUUCAUAUUGAACAUUUUUUUGCCUUUUAAUAGAGGGAGGGCGGGUGGUUGGCUCGGGUGGAGAUGACCCAAACAAUGAAUUUCUUAUUUCUUAAAAAAUCCAGUGUUUUCUGAGCUUGUGACGAUAAUUGUGCCCUUCAACUUGGGCUAUUGCUGAGUCGACACUAUUGACCCCAGAGCAUGCUUGUAAAUAGUAAGUUAUGCUUUUUCUUAGUGGACUGUAACUGUUGAGAAGGGAAAACAAAAACUGACCUUGUAUUUUGUGUGUAUAUAUAUAUAUAUAUGUGUGUGUUAUGCCAAAUAUUUAUUUUUCUUAAAAUGUAUUCUAUUGCUCUAGGACACCUUAAG
Tachyglossus aculeatus (Australian echidna) is the source of this 1665-nucleotide messenger RNA. RefSeq names its product F-box protein 25 (gene FBXO25). Gene Ontology annotation, biological process: protein ubiquitination. Gene Ontology annotation, cellular component: nucleus; SCF ubiquitin ligase complex; cytoplasm. Gene Ontology annotation, molecular function: protein binding. The transcript has 11 exons. The record is from RefSeq and is a predicted model, not a curated record. Lineage: Eukaryota; Metazoa; Chordata; Mammalia; Monotremata; Tachyglossidae. Bases 44 to 1147 code for a protein of 367 amino acids.